Molecule: messenger RNA, 1371 nt
Organism: Nothobranchius furzeri (turquoise killifish)
Lineage: Eukaryota; Metazoa; Chordata; Actinopteri; Cyprinodontiformes; Nothobranchiidae
Source: RefSeq, a predicted model, not a curated record
AUGUUUAGGACCCAAAAUGGCAGAUACCAGACGACCACAAGACAGACAAACACCACAAGCAAAAGACAGGACAAAAACAAGACACGAAACAACCAGAGGGAGGGAGAGGAGGGAGCAAACAAAACACAACCCAAAAAGGGGCGGGCGAGGAGGGAACAGGAGACCCUGGGAGGCCGGCGACGGGGGACCAGGAGGCGGGACGAGGGAAGCCUAGGGGACCGGCGACGGGGGACCAGGAGGCGGGACGAGGGAAGCCUAGGGGGCCGGCGAUGGAGAAUCAGGAGGCGGGACGAGGGAAGCCUAGGGGGCCGGCGAUGGGGAAUCAGGAGGCGGGACCGAAGAGGCCUAGGGGGCCGGCGAUGGGGAGCCAGGAGGUGGGACCGAAGAAGCCUAGGGGGCCGGCGACGGGGAACAGGGGUCUUAGAGGAGGAGGACGAGGAAGGAACUCCGGAGCCUGGGGUGACUGGAAGGCUUGAAACUGGGAGACUUGGGGAGACUGGAAGGCUUGAAACUGGGAGACUUGGGGAGACUGAAAGGCUUGAAACUGGGAGACUUGGGGAGACUGAAAGGCUUGAAACUGGGAGACUUGGGGAGACUGAAAGGCUUGAAACUGGGAGACUUGGGGAGACUGAAAGGCUUGAAACUGGGAGACUUGGGGAGAGUGAAAGGCUUGAAACUGGGAGACUUGGGGAGACUGAAAGGCUUGAAACUGGGAGACUUGGGGAGACUGAAAGGCUUGAAACUGGGAGACUUGGGGAGACUGAAAGGCUUGAAACUGGGAGACUUGGGGAGACUGAAAGGCUUGAAACUGGGAGACUUGGGGAGACUGAAAGGCUUGAAACUGGGAGACUUGGGGAGACUGAAAGGCUUGAAACUGGGAGACUUGGGGAGACUGAAAGGCUUGAAACUGGGAGACUUGGGGAGACUGAAAGGCUUGAAACUGGGAGACUUGUGACGGGAACUCUUGAGGCUUCUGGGAACGGGGUGACGUCGACUUCAGCGCCGGAGAGGGUGACGUCGACUUCAGCGCCGGUGGGGGUGACGUCGACUUCAGCGCCGGAGGGCGUGACGUCGACUUCAGCGCCGGAGGGGGUGACGUCGACUUCAGCGCCGGAGGGGGUGACGUCGACUUUAGCGCCGGAGAGGGUGACGUCGACUUCAGCGCCGGAGGGUGUGACGUCGACUUUAGCGCCGGAGGGUGUGACGUCGACUUUAGCGCCGGAGGGUGUGACGUCGACUUUAGCGCCGGAGGGUGUGACGUCGACUUUAGCGCCGGAGGGUGUGACGUCGACUUUAGCGCCGGAGGGGGUGACGUCGACUUUAGCGCCGGAGGGGGUGACGUCUGCUUCGGGUCCCGGGGACGUGCGAUGA